AUGAGCAGCUACACGUUUACAUAUCCAGCGAAGGAAGGCAUUGAGGACGUUGUUGUCACGGGGACCUUUGACAAUUGGUCGCAGAGCCUUCCAAUGAUCAAGCGAGGCAAGCAAUGGGAAAUCGAGGUGCCAUUAUCACCAAAGGACGGAAAGAUUGAGUUCAAGUUCAUUCUCAACAAUGGCGAGUGGGUCAUCAGCGACGAGUACUGGACGGUGGUGGACGAUAGCGGGAAUGUGAACAACUAUAUCGAGUUGAACAGGGAGACCAACUCCUGGGACGGUAAUAAGGGCGGCAAGACCACCAAGACCACCAAGACCGAGGGGGUCAACAGCGCCUAUAUCCCCGAAAGCGGUGGCCUCUCAGCGAAGAUCCAGAGUAAGGAGACUGAUAACAAUGCCUCAGCGACGGUGAUGCCAAGUACCGAAGGCAUCCAAAGUACGCCAUUGGGGGAGCCAGGUAUAGUUGUUCCCGACACCAAGGACCCUUCUGUGAAUGCGGCGUUUACCGAGGUGAGCAAUGUGGAUGCCAAGGCGUUGAAUGCGGAAAUGAAGGCCAAGGAGAAGAGCAAGAGCCAGAGCAAGAGCCAGAGCCAGAAUUCAGAUCCAGAGAAAGUCAAGUAUGUCAAGAAGGUCAAGAAGAGCACCUCCCCAUCGCCCCGUUCCCCAACAGAGGAGACUCCGUCGACGGGCACGGCCAAGAAACAGGGUCUCUUCUCGAGAAUGAAGAACAAGCUCAAGUAA
Pichia kudriavzevii is the source of this 741-nucleotide messenger RNA. RefSeq lists its product as uncharacterized. Gene Ontology annotation, cellular component: nucleotide-activated protein kinase complex; nucleus; cytoplasm. The transcript has a single exon. NCBI's taxonomy places the organism in Eukaryota, Fungi, Ascomycota, Pichiomycetes, Pichiales, Pichiaceae. Gene Ontology annotation, biological process: signal transduction. The record is from RefSeq and is a predicted model, not a curated record. Bases 1 to 741 code for a protein of 246 amino acids. Gene Ontology annotation, molecular function: protein kinase binding.